GAACAGAUUUAUAGGGGUUCCAAUAACGUGCCUGAUUGUGGGGGUAGGAGAGCAAAUCAAAAGGACCCUCAUAUCCCCUUAAUAGUAUAGGUGCCCCGCCUAGAGUUCGCCAUCCCAUCUGGUGGCUCGGGGGUGGGCUGCUGUGCGCUGCGAGCGGAACGCUAACGACCCAGCGCGUCAGGCCCAGCGCUGGCCACCCCAGGGGAGGGGUCUUCGGGCCGCGUCGGGACCUCAGCAUAACGGCGGCGAUGGCGGCUAGCGGGCAGUGGGGCUUUGCUCCGGCGUUUGGGCUGCGCCUGCUGUUGGCGUCCGUGCUGCAAGCGAUAUCUGCACAGGGAUCUGGAUUAUCAUCGGAAGCAUGCAGAGACUUGGGUUUCUCCAGCAAUUUACUCUGUAGCUCUUGUGAUCUUCUUGGACAGUUUAGCUUAACUCAGCUGGAUCCUGAUUGCAGAGGAUGCUGCCAGGAAGAAGCACAGUUUGAAACCCGAAAGCUAUAUGCAGGAGCUAUUCUUGAAGUAUGUGGAUGAAAAUUGGGGCGGUUCCCCCAAGUCCAGGCUUUUGUCAAGAGUGACAAACCCAAACUGUUCAGGGGACUACAAAUCAAGUAUGUUCUUGGUUCAGACCCUGUGCUAAAGCUGUUGGAUGACAGUGGGAACAUUGCUGAAGAACUAAGCAUCCUCAAAUGGAACACAGAUAGUGUAGAAGAAUUCCUCAGUGAAAAAUUAGAACGUAUAUAAAAUACGCUUUCAGUUUUGUCAUAUCAUUUAUUUUCUUCUUAAAUGAAUUUUGUAGUACCAGUGAUUGUAAUCUUUGGUCACCUUUAAGCAAUUAAUUCCUUACUGUACAGCUUUAAGCCCUUGGCCAACUGUAUACAAAGAGUCUGUUUUAAUCUCUUCUCACUGUAAUUGUUACCACUAAUGAGAUGCUUUGUAACAAACUUGUAAUUACUCAAAUGGUAGAAUUUGUUAUAAUUGGACCAGUUCUACACACCAGAGGCUUUAAAACUAGAGAGAUGAAUAAGGAAAUGAUGACAAUGUCUUGUCUGUAUGCUGGGCCUCAAACAUUGCCUGCCAGUGACCUCUUCGUUUUUGUGGCACCCCAGCUUUCUUUUUAAUAGAAAUAUUGGAAUUUGUAAUGAAUGCUAGUUCAGAAAACUUUUCAUCAUUGUUCACAGAUUCAGCAUUUGUAGCAUUCUGUGAGACACUCCGAGAAGUACACGUUAGUGACGAUCGCACAGAAAACCCUGAGAGGGCUUGUGUAGAUCCGAUGUUUGGUGUAGUCUUUUCAGUGUUUGACUUUGCUGCAGUGAAUGAGUCAAAAAAAGAUUCAUUUAUUAAACUGAACUAGAAUUAAAAAGUUUUCCACCUCUUGCCUCAA
This is a messenger RNA of Trichosurus vulpecula (common brushtail), 1377 nucleotides long. It is a transcript of the gene SELENOF, whose product is annotated as selenoprotein F. The record is from RefSeq and is a predicted model, not a curated record. The transcript has 5 exons. NCBI's taxonomy places the organism in Eukaryota, Metazoa, Chordata, Mammalia, Diprotodontia, Phalangeridae. Gene Ontology annotation, molecular function: oxidoreductase activity. Gene Ontology annotation, cellular component: endoplasmic reticulum lumen.